GUCGCAUACAGAACACACAUCAAGCCAUGGGCUUGGCAGAGGCUGGUUUUAAUGCACCAGCUUGUAAAAAAUGAGAAAAUAAAGGGAAGAGAGACGAUGAGCAGAAGACGCCGAGGUGAUAGGAGGGGACAUAUUGUGAAAUAUGAUAUUUUCUUUGCUUCUAGGCAUAUCAAUCAGUCUCACUUUUUUGAUUCCUGCGACAGCAUGCAGUGACUGCGUCCUAAGACGAGGAAAGAUGUCGUCGAACACAAGCUCCCGUAGACAUUCACGACUCAACGUUCACAACCAUACGUUGAUAACAUCUCGGUUGUCUGCCUUCGUAUCUGUGAGUUGCAUUGACUUCAGGAAUAACGGCUUACAGCAAAUAGAAGGGAGGUGGCUUACCUUUCCCUUGAUAAUGGAUGCUGUAUAGAAUGCGCAUUCAGCGGAUCUGCACGCAUCUUUCUGAACUAACACAGCCAGAGGCGCUAGGCGCUUACCUCCACGUGCAGGUAAUGUGUUCAUUGUUCCAGUUCCAGAAGACGAAUGUUCCAC
Molecule: messenger RNA, 534 nt
Organism: Suillus fuscotomentosus
Lineage: Eukaryota; Fungi; Basidiomycota; Agaricomycetes; Boletales; Suillaceae
Exons: 2
Coding region: 143-412 (89 amino acids)
Source: RefSeq, a predicted model, not a curated record